AUGGAGGAGGAGGAGAUAAAUCUGGCCGGCGCCGGCGGAGGGGAGGUGAAGCAGGAGGCGGGGGAGGAGGAGGCUGAGGAGUCGUUCGAGCCGACGGAGGACGAGCUGGUGCUGCACUUCCUGCGGCCGCAGCUGCGCGGGUUCGCGCCGCGCGUGGCGGGCGCGGUGGUGGAGGCGGACCCGUGCGCGGCAACCCCCUGGGAGCUGCUGGCGCGGCACGGCCUGCUGCGGCGCGGGCACGGCUACUUCUUCGCGGCGCGGCGGCGGCGCGGGAAGCGCGCCCAGGCGCGGCGCACCCUGGAGGGCGGCGGCGGCGCGUGGAUGCACAGCAGCAACAGGGAGGACCGGCGGUCCGUGACGGAGCUGGGCGUGGUGGCGCGCUGGUCCAUGACGCGCUACUGCUUCUACGCCCGCGACUGGGCGCAGGGGCGGCGGAGCACCGGGUGGGUGAUGAGCGAGUACGAGAUCACGGACCCGCGGUGCUACCGCCGCGCCGACGACGGCGAGGAGGACCACUACUGGGUGCUCUGCCACGUCCGCCGCAGCGUCAGGAAGAGCCUCAAGCCGCGCUCCCGGAGGCCGUAG
Molecule: messenger RNA, 585 nt
Organism: Triticum turgidum subsp. durum (durum wheat)
Lineage: Eukaryota; Viridiplantae; Streptophyta; Magnoliopsida; Poales; Poaceae
Source: the annotation of a GenBank genome assembly